Zonotrichia albicollis (white-throated sparrow) is the source of this 4176-nucleotide messenger RNA. RefSeq lists its product as uncharacterized. The record is from RefSeq and is a predicted model, not a curated record. NCBI's taxonomy places the organism in Eukaryota, Metazoa, Chordata, Aves, Passeriformes, Passerellidae. Gene Ontology annotation, cellular component: extracellular matrix. Gene Ontology annotation, molecular function: protein binding.
AUGUCGGCUUCUUUCGGAAUUUCAUCUAGCUUCAACAUCUUCCCAUCACUGCUGACAAAUGUAGCAAUAACACCUGCUAAUCCUGCUCACAAUGGCCGUGUGUGCAGCACGUGGGGCAACUUCCACUUCAAGACCUUCGACGGGGACAUAUUCACCUUCCCUGGGCUCUGUAAUUACGUUUUUGCCUCCCACUGCAACGCUCCCUAUGAGGAUUUCAACAUCCAGAUUAGGCGUGAAGUGGUGGCAAACACUCCGACAAUCAACCGCAUCACCAUGAAACUCGAAGGUGUCGUUGCCGAGCUAACAAAAGAUGCUGUCAUGGUCGAUGGCAACAGAGUUCAACUGCCAUAUAGUCAAUCUGGUAUUACGAUAGAGAAGAGCAGCAUUUAUGUGAAAGUUGGCAGCAAAAUCGGUGUUGUGUUAUUGUGGAAUGAAAAGGACAGCAUUCUGCUGGAAUUGAAUGAGAAAUAUGCCAAUCAGACUUGUGGACUUUGUGGUGACUUCAAUGGCUUUCCCAUAUACAAUGAGUUUAUUUCAAACAAUAUUAAGAUGACAGCCUUGCAGUUUGGGAAUCUGCAGAAAAUGGAUGGGCCAACAGAACACUGUGAAGAUGCCACUUCUGUCCCAACAUAUAACUGCUCUGAUGAUCUUGAUGACAUAUGCGAGAAAACGCUGACCAGCUCUGCAUUUGCCGACUGUAAUGACCUAGUUGAUAUUAAAGACUACAUUAAGGCUUGCCAAGAUGACUUGUGCAGCUCUGAAGAAUCUAAAAACAGCUCAUGCAUCUGUGACACCAUUGCCGAGUACUCCAGGCAGUGUGCUCAUGCUGGUGGGCAGCCCCUGGACUGGAGAACUUCAAAACUGUGCCCCAAGACGUGUCCUUACAACAUGCAGUACCAGGAGUGCAACUCCCCCUGUACUGACACAUGCACGAAUCCUGAACGAUCUCUGUUUUGUGAGGAACACUGUAUCGAUGGCUGUUUCUGCCCCUCAGGGACUGUAUUUGAUGACAUCAACAAUUCUGGCUGCAUUCCCCAGCAGGAGUGCUCCUGUAUUUACAAUGGCAAAACCUAUGCUACAGGAGCUUCUUUUUCAGAACCAUGCCAGACCUGUACCUGUAAUGGGGGCCAGUGGAGCUGCCAAGACAAGUCCUGCCCAGGAACGUGCUCCGUAGUGGGAGGUUCCCACAUUUCCACCUAUGAUACGAAGCACUAUGAUCACCACGGAGACUGCACCUACGUCCUCUCUAAGGACUGUACAGAUGAAAAAUUUACCAUCCUGGCAGAACUACGCAAGUGUGGCCUGACUGACACUGAGACCUGCCUGAAGUCAGUGACCCUCAACAUGAAUAAAGGACAAACUAUCGUGGAGGUCAAACCUGAUGGCGGUGUGUUUGUGAACUCCAUCUACACCCAGCUGCCCAUUUCAGCAGCUAAUGUCACCAUGUUCAGACCUUCCUCAUUCUUCAUGAUCAUGGACACAAGCUUUGGCGUCCAGGUUGAAGUGCAGUUCACACCCGUGAUGCAAGUGUUUGUGCGUCUGGAUGCUUCUUUCAAAAACCAGACUUGUGGUCUCUGUGGAAAUUUCAAUAACAUCCAAACUGACGACUUCAAAGUCAUAAGUGGAAUAAUUGAAGGAACAGCAUCAGCAUUUGCUAAUACAUGGAAAACUCAGGCUUCAUGCCCUAAUAUCCAGCAGAGUUUUGAGAAUCCUUGUGCACUCAGCAUUGAUAAUGAAAAAUACGCUCAGCAUUGGUGUGGACUUCUCACUGACAGCACAGGACCUUUUGCUGCUUGUCACUAUGCAGUGAAUCCUGCUGUUUACCACACGAACUGCAUGUUUGACACAUGUAACUGUGAAAAUAGCGAGGACUGUCUGUGUGCAGCUCUGUCUGCCUAUGUGAGAGCUUGUGCUGCAAAAGGAAUCCAGCUGCAGGGAUGGAGAACUGAUGUCUGCACAAAAUACACCACCACAUGUCCCAAAUCCCUGAGUUACAGCUAUACCAUCUCUUCCUGCCAACCCACCUGCCGCUCUCUGAGUGAGCCUGAUGUCACAUGCAAUAUUAAGUUUGUCCCAGUUGACGGCUGCACCUGUGUAAAUGGAACCUACAUGGAUGAGAGUGGCAAAUGUGUGCCUGCUAAUGAGUGCCCCUGCUACUACAAAGGAUCUCCUAUACCAUUUGGAGAAGUGGUCCAUGAAAAUGGGCGUGUAUGCACUUGUGUCCAGGGAAGACUGAAUUGCAUUGGAGCACCAAAUCCAACUUCAGUCUGUGAAUCUCCCAUGGUCUACUUUGACUGUAAAAACAGCACAGCAGGAACAACUGGAGCAGAAUGUCAAAAAAGUUGCCAGACUCUGGAUAUGCAGUGUUAUAGCUCACAAUGUACAUCUGGCUGCAUAUGCCCAGAUGGGCUUGUGUUAGAUGGGAAUGGUGGUUGUAUUCCUGAAGAGGAAUGUCCAUGUAUUCACAAUGAAGCCAUGUAUCAGCCUGGGGAAAAGAUUGACUUCGACUGUAACACCUGUGUAUGCAAGAAUAGGAAGUGGGAGUGUACCAAAGAUCAAUGUCUGGGCACUUGUGCUGUUUAUGGAGAUGGUCAUUAUAACACCUUUGAUGACAAAACGUUCAGCUUCAAUGGAAACUGUGAAUACACACUAGUCCAGGACCACUGUGGCAAAAGUGGCACAGUCAACGGGACCUUCAGGGUUGCCACUGAAAAUGUUCCCUGUGGCAACACUGGGACAACUUGCUCAAAGUCUAUCAAAGUUUUCUUAGAGAGCUAUGAACUGAUCCUUGGCGAAGAGCGUGUCAGUGUCGUAAAGAGAGGGCAGAAUGACGAGGUGCCAUACACAGUCCGCUAUAUGGGGAUGUACCUGGUAAUUGAGACCAAAAGUGGGCUGAUCCUCAUGUGGGACAAGAAAACCAGCAUCUUCAUCAAGCUCAGCCCUCGUUUCAAGGGCCAGGUCUGUGGUCUCUGUGGAAAUUAUGAUGGCAACAGCGUCAAUGACUUUACUACAAGGAGUCAAUCUGUAGUAGAGAAUGUCCUAGAGUUUGGAAACAGCUGGAAAGUAUCCUCUACGUGCCCUGAUGCUGCCAGUGUCAAGGACCCAUGUUCUACCAACCCUUAUCGGAAGUCCUGGUCAGAGAAGCAGUGUAGCAUCAUCAACAGCAAUGUCUUUGCUGCCUGUCACUCUCAGGUUGAACCAGCAAAAUAUUACCAAGCAUGUGUGACAGAUGCUUGUGCCUGUGACACUGGAGGAGACUGUGAUUGCUUUUGUACAGCAGUAGCUGCCUAUGCUCAAGCAUGCAGUGAAGUUGGUGUAUGCGUAGCCUGGAGAAGCCCAACAAUUUGUCCACUGUUCUGUGAUUACUACAAUCAGCAAGGAGAAUGUGAAUGGCACUAUAAGCCUUGUGGUGCUUCCUGUAUGAAGACCUGUAAGAACCCAAGUGGAAAAUGUCUCAAUGACCUGCCAGGUUUAGAAGGCUGCUACCCUAACUGCCCACCAGACAAGCCAUAUUUUCAUGAGGAUCAGAUGAAGUGUGUUAGUCUCUGUGAUUGUUAUGAUGAUGAAGAUGGAAAGAUAUACCAGCGAGAUGAAUGUAGUAUAUGUGAGUGCACAUCAGAAGGUUUACAGUGCAAGUUCGAUGAUAAAGCCUGCAACUGCAUUUAUGAAGGGAAUAGCUAUAAAUAUGGUGAACUCAUCUACAACACCACAGAUGGAACUGGAUGGUGUUUCAGUGCAACAUGCGAUGUCAAUGGAACAAUAAGCAGAAACAUCUUUAAAUGUGGCAUUUUUACAACAACCCCAUUUACAUUUUCCACAAACUUAUGUUUCCUCCUUUCAAUUACAGAAAUUACAACUGCAACACCAGUGACAACUGUAUGUGUGAAAAAUGUCUGUGUGUGGUCAGAAUGGUAUGAUUCCACUCAGCCUGAAAACAAAGAGGACAGUGGAGAUUAUGAAACAUAUCAAAAUCUCAAGGAUAAAGGGUACAGUGUCUGUACAAACCCAAGCGAUGUUCAAUGCAGAGCCAAAGAAUACCCAGAUACUGAAAUUACCAACCUUAACCAAACAAUAGAGUGUAGUCAAAGCAGAGGAUUAAUAUGCAAUAACCAGGACCAAGAAUCCAAGCAGUGCUAUAAUUAUGAAAUCAGAAUCUCAUGCUGCAGAUACAUACCA